This is a messenger RNA of Morchella importuna, 2451 nucleotides long. RefSeq lists its product as uncharacterized. Lineage: Eukaryota; Fungi; Ascomycota; Pezizomycetes; Pezizales; Morchellaceae. The transcript has 12 exons. The record is from RefSeq and is a predicted model, not a curated record. The coding region runs from base 1 to 2451 and encodes 816 amino acids.
AUGGAUAUUCCACGUUCCGAUUCUUCAGACGAGCAAGCCGACAGUGCCUGGGUGCAUUCAUCUGAUGACAUAUUGGGCCCCGUCAGCUGGCCAGCGCCAGCAGAUCUCCUAUGGCCGCCAAACAACUAUUCAAACCUCCGGAAUUCUACCGAACGUCCUUCAGUGCCUUUUGCUGCUGCUAACAUGAGAACUUGGGUCAGUCCAUCAUCGAUCACAGUACCAGCGUUGCACUGUUAUCCCCCUUUACUCGCUCCAGUUCCCUCGGAACUAGAAGUUCUUGAACAAACUUGGGCUAGAGUCGUACAGUCGCACGAACGGGAUACCGUUUCUGAGUUGACAGAGGAGGACAUGGCUACCCCUGGAUUCAAUUUUCGCCUAUAUAAUACUACAAACCCUAAUGAGCUGCCCGCGGAACCACCUAUGAAGGUCACUGGAGGUGGCUUCUCUGAAUACAUCACGCAAAGUCACGGAAACGAUCAAAAUCAAUUUUUUAACUCUGGGCUACAGGAACCAGUGAGGGUAACAUAUGUGAUGCCAGGUGCAGACGAAAUGACUUCACACAAUAUGCGUAUGGAAACGCACCAAAAUUCAUUGUCUUCAGAACCAUACGGACAUUUUGAAGAGCACGCUCUCCAGUCAAUUUCUCCUCGAGCAACCCGUACUAUGGAGCCAACCUCACCGGUAUUACCCAAUCCUCCUCGCCGGCCGCUACGUUUGAAUUCGGCAAAUAUAACCCAGCUUCUUCACGAGGAGCCAAGUAAUAGGUCUAUGGCGCCGCUAAUAACAUCCUAUUAUCCUACGUCAAUUGUGGACUCACCCGGCUCUUCAAUUUGUGCGGUGAAUUCCGCCUACAGCCACCAAAUUGAACCGGGCAGUGACGUGGAUGAAUACAGACAAGGUCAAGCCAGUCCUGAAAGUCCCUCGAGAAUGUCUCAUGAUACCACGGGACCAUCAUUUCCCUCCCCUGGGAUAUCCCCAAGUCACCUGCAACGUGCAGCAUCCACAGGCGGCUUGCGUUUCGGCACAGUUCAACCAUUCCGAGGGUAUGAUCAACAAUACUGGGGGCCUCCAAGGCCUCAUAUUACCCGUUGGUCUCAUACUGAGCCUCCAUCACCCGCUGAAGAUAAUGCAACAACGACGGUGAACCAUGAGAAAAAUAGAAGGUCAUCUCUUAAAACCUGUGAGCUCGAAGAGGCAGGGCUUGAUUUCCCUGGCUGCUAUGUCCUGGUUCCUACCACGGAAGAUUCUAUAGCUUCUUCUGAGAUUGCGAUUGUGGAAGGGCCCGAGCCAGGGUUAAUAUCUACGAAAAAGAAUUUCAGAAGGCCAAUGGUGGAAUCUGAGAGACAGGCCAUAAAGUUAAACAGAAAGUUCGGGGUUUGUCUUCGUUGCAAGAUGUUCAAGGAAAGGUGUAGGGGAGUUUACGGACAAGUCAAUUUUUACCAGAGGACUUUACAAAUCGCGGGAAGUUAUAGAGAUGCAUCGCUCCUAGAGCAUAUUCUAUGGAGAGAACUCAGGAAAACCGACUUUGCUCGGAUACCCUCCUCAGCGUAUGGGAUAAUUGCAAUUGAAGAUAUCUCAUCGCGGCUUGAGGUCUAUUUUGACAGUCAUAUCGAUGACCUUAUUCUGGAAGCCCAGCGGAAUGCAGGGACAACUUCCCACUCCGAAAUAUAUGCGCAGACUCUAUUAGCCGCACAUCAAUACGCGAUCGAUAACCCGGAAAAAGGCUUACUUGUACGAAAAGCCUUGCGAAUCUGGGCUGCACAAAUCGUUUUCUUCAAAGGCGUCUGGAGGAUUGAAGGAACAAAUACUGCUGGCAUGCCGACGAUCACUGACCGAAAGUCAAAGCUCUGCGGGAUGACCCCUCUACCCCGCUUAGCUAAUCAACAGCUUGACGCAAAGGUAGAAAGCUGGAUUGCGGAUCUUGAGCGAGAAGUACUUUCAGAGCUACAACAUAAAAUAUUCCGUCGUAACUCCGCCGAUUGGUUUGGAAUAUAUCUCACUUUAUUCGUAACCUUGUGUAGCCUGGAAAGAGAUACCUGGGGUCUUCAAACGUGGGCUUUCGAUGCCGAUAACUUACUUCAAAGUGUAAACAACCUGGGUUUGAGUAGACCAGAUGAAGUACGGGGAGCAUGGACAUGGCCACUCCAGGAGACGCCGAGGGUGUUAAUCGAGAAAAACCUACAUCUCGCGGAAACGCUUACCGCUCAUUUUCGAUCCGUUACUAAAGGAUGGGUCCCUUUCACCCUUGACUGGCACAGUGACCCUGUCAUCGCAUUGUCGGGAGGAGAACAUGUAGCCGUGAAUUAUAUGAGAUCUAUCUGUCAAUGGAUUAAAGACGGGGAACCCAUCUUACGCGCCAGAGCUUCUGCAGAAUAUAGCAAGGAUUUUUUUGAUAGUUUAAAUCUCAUGUAUUGUUCCAAGCUAAUGAUUUCUGACCGCGAGGAUUCUUGA